Danio aesculapii is the source of this 6559-nucleotide messenger RNA. It is a transcript of the gene tbc1d10ab, whose product is annotated as TBC1 domain family, member 10Ab. NCBI's taxonomy places the organism in Eukaryota, Metazoa, Chordata, Actinopteri, Cypriniformes, Danionidae. The transcript has 9 exons. The record is from RefSeq and is a predicted model, not a curated record. The coding region runs from base 640 to 2079 and encodes 479 amino acids.
GCUGCGACUUCAGCACGAACCACUCAGUCGGUCACAUUCAAAGGCUCAUAAACACAGAUUAUAUGAAAUAAGAUUAAAGCGAUGGCGUCAGAAAAAUUACACAAACGCUGACUUUACAGCACAGUGAGUCUGAGUUUUGUUCAAUUGUUCGGAGACUUGUAAAGCUCUUUUUUUUAACGUCGAGUUAGCUUGUUAGCUCUUAACUAACGUUACAUUUGUGGUUAGUGGGAAUUUGACUGAAGACAAAUAUUAACUUGCAUUCAGUCGAGUUUUAUACAUAUUAACCUAUAAAAACAGCUAGGAGUGAGGGUGAGAGGUAUGUUAUUUACGUUAUGUGGCUAAGCUAAGCUUUAAUGCAUCUAUUUAUAAUAUGGUUUUAUGUACGUGUAAACUAUCGUACAUAAAAGUAGCAAGUAAACAUCAACAAUGGCCUGUCAGGGUCAAACAAACCUAUGUUUUACUUGACUCUAAUGUAUUUUAUAAUCAGGUAUGGCGCAUCGGUAGUUUCACCGAAGGUUGUGAGACUCAAAUCUCAGUGUGUUGAUAGUUUAAGGAGGUUGACAGGAGGAAAUUCGCUCUGUUUCGGCCAGAUAGACACUUUAUUUUUCAAGUUUCUCGUGUUUGGAGCUGAUAUUCAGCAUGUCUAAGCUUCAUGCGGGCAAUGGAGUCCACUGGAAGGACAGUAAAAGUCAGCGCGGCACGGCGGAGGGUCUGGCCGAGCACGAGAGCUCCUCUCGGGGCUCAGACUCUGAGCUCAACGGCUUCGCCAACACGGAGGUCCAGCCCGACAAAUACGGGUUCAUUGGUGGAGCUCAACAAACUGCAGGAGAAAACAGUGAUGAUAUUCCUCCAGACGUGCUCCGGCAGAGAGAAUCUAAAUGGCUGGAUAUGCUCAACAACUGGGACAAGUGGAUGGCCAAAAAACACAAGAAGGUGAAGUUGCGUUGUCAGAAGGGCAUCCCUCCUUCACUCAGAGGCCGUGCGUGGCUUUAUCUGUCAGGAGGGAAAGUGAAGAAAGAGCAGAACCCAGGCAAAUUUAAGGAGUUGGACAGUCAGCCUGGAGAUCCUAAAUGGCUGGACGUGAUAGAGAAAGACCUUCACAGACAGUUUCCAUUCCACGAGAUGUUUGUCGCUCGAGGAGGCCAUGGGCAGCAGGAUCUGUUCCGGGUGUUGAAGGCAUACACACUGCACAGGCCAGAGGAAGGCUACUGUCAGGCUCAGGCUCCUAUAGCUGCAGUAUUGCUUAUGCACAUGCCUGCUGAGGAUGCGUUCUGGGGUCUGGUCCAGAUUUGUGAGAAGUAUCUGCCUGGUUACUACAGCGCAGGCUUGGAGGCCAUUCAGUUGGACGGUGAGAUCCUGUUUGCUCUGCUGAAACGCGUGUCUCCUGUGGCCCAUCGGCAUCUGAAGAAAUACAAGAUUGACCCGAUCCUGUACAUGACGGAGUGGUUCAUGUGCGCCUUCUCCAGAACACUGCCCUGGGCCUCUGUCUUGCGCGUGUGGGACAUGUUCUUCUGUGAGGGAGUAAAGAUCAUCUUCCGUGUGGGUUUGGUGCUUUUGAAGUGCAUGCUGGGAUCUCCAGAGAAACUGAAGGCCUGUCAGGGCCAGUAUGAGACCAUGGAGCUCCUCCGAUCUAUUGAGCCACGAUACAUGCAGGAGGCAUUUCUAGUUCAAGAGGUGAUAGAUUUGCCGGUGUCUGAGCGAGACAUCGAGAAGGAGCAUCUCUCUCAGCUGCGCCGCUGGAAAGAGACUCACGGUGAGCUGCACUGUAAAUCUCCACCCAGAAUGCAUGGCGCCAAAGCCAUCAUGGCCGCCGAGCCUCCCAGUCGAAAAGACCUCAAACAAAACCCUACCAUCAUUGUGGAGCCCGCCGAGAGCCAGACGGAGACUGGCAAAAAAGCCAAGAAAAGUAAAACGGAGACGAGAAAAGACACUCAGAGUUCCUCGCCACCCCUCAAUCCAUACCCGUUACCCAGCGACAACCAUCUAAUGCCCAGCGAAACACAGCCACUGCAGAAACACGGACCCCUGCAGGCCUCAAACCAGAGCCUCAGCAGCGCAGAGCAAGACACAUACCUGUAAAACACCGCUCAAACACUAUCACAAAUCUCACCUUUUUCUUGCAAUUCUGAGUUUUCUGUUAAGUCAUGAGCUUAAAAAAAAUUCUAACAAUUCUGAGAUACAAGAAAUCAAAUCACAAUUCUGAGGGGAAUAAAGUCAAGAUGUAACAUUUGAAAAUCAAAAUAGUGACAAAUCAAGUCAGAAUUGCAAGAAAAAAAAAGAUUUUGGAAUUAUAUCUUACGAUUUCAAUCCUGCCUCAGGAUCUGCAUCAAUGACACGACUGGACCAAGACACACACCUUCAUUAAGGAUGUUAAUGAAGACCAUGCUUUACAAUCGUGAGGAUUUACGUGGUAAAACGUAUAUAAAUUGCACGUCUGGUACAAGAUUAGGGAUCUGAUACAAAAAAAAAAUCAAAAGAGCAUUUUUGCUCACCGGGGCUGCAUUUACUUGAUCGAAAAUACAGUACUAACUGUACUAUGGUGUCAAAUUAUUACAGUUUAAAAAAAUGAUUGAAUGGCUUAAAAUGUCAUUUAUUCUUCUGUUGCUUUUUCAGUGUCGUUACUAGUCUUCAGUGUCCUUCAGAAAUAUACUGAUCUGCUGCUCAGGAUACAUUCAUUAUCAGUGUGGGAAACUGUUGGCCUACCUCAUUAUUUUGUAUAAACUGGGAUACAGAACAGUAAAUACAGUAAACUUAUUUAAACAAACUUUUAUUGUUAUUAAUCAAGGACACUCAAAUGUGAAAAUAAAUGAUACAUUUAUAAUGUAGAAAAACAUUCAUUAAAGCUAUUAUAUUGAAUUUUCUUAUAAUAAUAAUAAUUCCUUACAUAUAUAUAUAUAGCACUUUUCUGGACACUCAAUGCGCUUUACACAUUUUUUGGGGAAAAUCCUCAUCCACCACCAGUAUGCAGCAUCCACCUGUAUGUUAUAUUGUCACCGGCAGUCAUAUUACACCAGCUGAUUGGUGGAGAGGAGACAGAGUGAUGAUAUUAUGAUAGAAUUAUGAUAUGGGGAUGCUUUGGAGGCCAUGAUGGACGGAGGCCAGUGGGCAAAUUUGGCCAGGAUGCCAGGGUAAACUCAUACUCAUUUUCAAAGCAUAUCCUGGGAUUUUUAAGGACCACAGAGAGCCAGGACCUCGGUUUAACGUCUCAUCUGAAAGACGGUGCUCACUCAGCAAUAUAGAGUCCCCAUCAAUAUACUGGGGUCCCACACAGACCACAGGUUGAGCGCCCUCUGUUGGCCUCACUAACACUACUUCCAGCAGCAACCUAGCUUUCCCAUGUGGUCUCCAGGUACUGACCAGACGCAACCCUGCUUAUGCCGAUUUCUGACUGCAUGACUAUUUGGGGUGGGGUUUCAUCGCUGCUUUGUUUACACUGCAAGAUGGAUCAGCGACAGGGGGUUUCACACCGCAUGACUUAAAAAUAAUAAGAAUCGCUAACAUAUUUGUCCCAACUACGUCUCACAACCCAACACACGCGAGAAGUGACAUGGAAACAAUGUGAGGUCAUGUAGUUUAUCUUGUGUUAUUAACUGCAUAAUGAGAAAGAAGCCUUUAGGAAGGAAAGCCUUUAGGAAGUCUUUAAAGGAAAUUAGCAAUUUCUUAACUUUUUUUGUUUCAACCCAGUUGUGAUAUUGCUCAGAUGAUACGUCAAGCUCUAGUUUUUCCUCCAUUUCUUGGCUCCAAAUAGACUGAAAAUGAGCGUUUUUAACUUCUCCCCCAACCUCCAGCUGGCUCGCAGGUACCCACACUAGUAGAUGCUGCUCUCUCAUUGGCUGUAGAUGAUCGCUGAUGUUAUUUUCUAUCAGAACACAUUUCACACAGCAUGAUUUGAAUUUUUAUUAUUAUAUAUAUUUGACAGCUCCACAUAUUUAGCAUGCUAAAUAUCUCACGGGCGUCUGCGACUCAAAUGCGAUUCUCUCAGAUCGUGUCUUUGACAGUUCACACUGUGUGAUUGUCAUUCACGUGAAUGAGCACUGAUUUGCGUGUAAUUUCAGGCAUUUGUCUGCAAUUUCUCAAAACCUGUUGGCGAGUCAAAAUCGGGGCUAAAAAUAUGCAGUUUGAACUCGGCAUUAGCCUCAGUGGGCAACCACGUGAGAAUUGCAGAGAGCUAGCUGCAAAGAAUCCCAAUGAAUAUAAUAUCAUAAAAAUGAUCGAUUACCAGUAAUAAGUUAUCAUGACAGAUCAGCAAGUUAGCUUUUUUUAUAUACUGAUGUAACACAAAACUGAAGUAAUGUUGAAUAUUUUGCUUUGAGUCACAGGGAAAAGAGUUUUAUUUCAACCUCAUUUAAUAAGAAAACCAUCCAUUUAAGUCAACAUUUUAGAGAUUUGACUCUAUUAGUCAAAUAAAUGCAGCCUUGAUAAAUAAAAAAACCUCCAAAUGUUUGAGAGGUAUAUAUGCAAUGUUUGGAACUAUCAUGAAGAAAGCUCUCCAGAUGAAGGUUUUGUGAGCUGCGCUGGAUGCAGAUAUUCUCAUAAUGUUGAUUCCUGCUAUAGAGACUACAGAGGACAGGCUAUAGCCGGAUGCAAAUACAUUUCCUCCAUCUUUCUCAGGAGACUACACGUGUCUGACAUUGUACUUUCCUAAAACAGUGCAAUCUCAAAAGCUGGAUUUUGUUCGUUUUUCUUCUUCAGUGUAACCAAAAACUGAAUUUUUGAACCUUCACACUGCACUUUUUCUAUAGUGAUGCUUCUGUCAAUCUCCAAAAAAAUUCUAAUGCGUUGAGGCCUGUUUCUGGCACAUUUUUAAAUCUCACAAUUGCAAGUUUACAUCUCAAAAUAAGAACUUUUCUUUGAAUUUCAAAUUUAGAUCUCAAAGUUGCAAGAUAUAAUCGUUUAUAUCAGUUAUAUGAGGGAUAAAGUCAGAAUAGAUAUAAACUCGUUAAGAGAUAUAUAUUUCAAUUCUGAAGAAAAAGUCUGAAUUUGCAAGAUGUAAACUGAAAAUUGAAGGAAAAAGAAUUUUGAGAUUCUAUUUCAGUUCUAAAUUUUCUUUGAACUAAAUUUUAGAAAUUUGACUUUUUUGUCAAUUAGUGGAAAAGUCACAAUUGUGAGAUGUAAACUGUAAGAUAUCAUUUAAAAAUGAGACAGGCUAACCCCAGUGGAACCAAAAAGCUGAAUUUCUGAAUCUUUUUUUCUAUAGUGAUGCUUCGAUCAAGCUCUAGCGUGUUUCUGGCAUGGGGUACAGAUAGUUGUUGUUGUUUUUUUAAAUCUCGCAAUUCCAAGUUUACGUCUUAAAAUAUGAACUUUUUCUUAGAAUUGUAAAUUCAGAUCUCAAAGUUACAAACUAUAAUAUAUAUAUAAUUAGUUGUAUGAGAGGAAAAAGUCAGAAUCUUGAGAUAUAAAAAUAAAUCACAUUUCUGAGGAAAAAGUCUGAAUUUGCAAGAUGUGAACUUGAAAUUGCAACUUACAGAUUCACAAUUGUAAGGAAAAAGACAGAAUUUGAGAUUUUAUUUCCGUUCUAAAUUUCAGAAGAAAGAAAGUUAAACAGGUUUUAAACAAACGGAAGGCGACCUAUUUCGACAAAUUUAGUUGUAGUUCAUACUUAUGACCACUAAGGGGCUACCUUGAGCUAUUUUUCAGUUCUGAACCGCUUUCCAGAAAAGAGCUUUGCAAAAUAGCUCAAUCAAAAAUCAAUCAAAAUCAAUCAUAACAAUAAACUAAGAGAAACAUCACGCAAGCCAAAUAAAGGAUCUCAAAUCAGGUUUUAAACACACACACGGACUGUUUACUUUGUAUUUCUGCAUCUGUCUCUUGAAUAAACGCGCUGUAUAAAUUUGUGGAGACCAAGAGGUUGUUUUGCACAUCGCAAUCUUGAUUUAUCUGAACGAAGGGAUGCUUUAAGGCACAAAAUCUUAUGCCCUUUUGUAGGCUGAAGAAAAAAAAAGUCUAUUUUUAAAUAUCUAUGAAUUUAUUUUUCUCUGAUGUACUGUAAAUAGCAUAUACAAGACAAUUUGAACACUACACAUGACUGUUUAUUUUCUAUUCUUGCAAUGGCUUGUGUAUUGAUGAGCAUUUAUGCUAGGAUUUGUUUUGAAUGCAACUUGAUUUUCUUUUGGGAGGAAUAUUGUUUUUUUUAAAUUAAUAUUUCACUGAGGAACCACAAACAUGUUCAUCAUAUGCAUGCACGACACAAUCCAAGUGUCAUAGUUAUGGAGCUGUUUUAGAACUGGGUCAAUUAUUUCAUGGGAUAUCACAUACAAUGGGCGUUUUUUUUAAUCAUUUGAAAAUAAAAGCAUAUUUUAAAUUGAAAUGAUUUAGAGUUUCAUUUUUUAAAGUUGCUUUACAUUUGAUUUUGUGUCAAAACAUUUUCUUUUUCAUAUUAUUGGAUCCUCCUGUACAGUAUGCAAAUGACAAUGAGCAUAAAUGCUUAUUAAUAGACAUUAUUUGCCGAAUAUUUUACUAUGAAGAGUCACAUAUUUGAUCUCGAUAUCGUUCAUCAUGAACUGUUGUAAUAAAGUUUUAGUCCCAAAACCAUUCUGUAAUAAAGCCAUGUUGCAUUUUU